Messenger RNA from Oncorhynchus kisutch (coho salmon), 3596 nucleotides. Its product is annotated as zinc finger protein 23-like. Lineage: Eukaryota; Metazoa; Chordata; Actinopteri; Salmoniformes; Salmonidae. The record is from RefSeq and is a predicted model, not a curated record. The transcript is spliced from 6 exons. Gene Ontology annotation, biological process: regulation of gene expression. The coding region runs from base 686 to 1861 and encodes 391 amino acids. Gene Ontology annotation, cellular component: nucleus.
ACUCAUCUCUUCAGUGGGUCAUAUGAUUGAGUGUAGUCUGGCCCAGGAGUGUGAAGGUGAACAGAAAGGAGCCUGAGUAGGCCCCAUCACCAGCAGCAGGACCCAGAAAUGAUUCAUGUGAAGAAAGUGGAUUUUGUGGAUGGGAGUAAAUGGCACUGCACAAGUUGAAAAGAAGUCAAGAAAGAUAGACUUCACUUCUGCAACGGAACACUUUCUGGGAUGAAAAUAUUUGACGAGGCUCUACAUGGAGUACUGUCUCAUGCAGUCCCACCCUCUCAGGCCCCAGAGACUGAACAUGGUAUUUUGUUUUUCAUGACUGAAGGAAAUGUGAAUGUAGUUUUGUAAAUGUUUUGUAAAAUGUUAUUUUCCCAUCCCCAUAAUGGAAUUCACAUUUAUUUUAUGAUUUUUUUCCCCCCACCCCCGUCCAGUUGGUGGCGGCAGUACACACCAUUUGCGUGUAGUUCGCCAUAAAACCUCACAGAAGAAGAAGUUAACGGAAGUAAGCGUUGACCAAGAUCAAUUUUCACGUUAGUGUUUUUGUUAGAUUCAUUAACACAAUGGAACUCAAACUAUGACUAAUUUAACUGCACACCAUCACAUAUUUGCCCCAGGUAGUCUUUAAUUUGCGUUGGAGACAAGACUUGGUUGAUAGAUGUUAGGUAACGCUAGCUAGUAGCUGUUAACAAUGGAUAACGGUAUGGUUUUUCACACUCAAAUAGCCUCCAUCGUGGAGGUGCUAGCGAAUGCAGCCGUGGCAGAGAUCUGUAAACUCGUAGACGACGACUAUGCAGUGUUUCGUUUGGAAAUUUCCCAAAGCCAGAAAGAAAACAGGGGAUUGCGGAAGAAACUACAGCAACUGGAACUGAAGGUGGCACGGGAGCGCGCAGAGAGGACAACGCGAGAGCGGGUCCUCGCCAGUCGUCCCAGUAGUGUCAAGAUCCUCGACCGAUACAGAGGAAUGGCAAGAGGUGAAGGACAUCUCACUGGAGGCCACAGGAACUUUGUGAAGCCAGCGGGACACAAUACAUGGAGAGAUGACCAACCAAUCACUGUUGACGAGGGAAGUGGAACCUCAACCCAGCACGUUAUCAUGAUAGAGUCUGCAGAGGCAGCAGGUCCUGCGGUCAAGCUGGAGAGGUCUGAAGGAGAAGAGGAUCCAUGGCACAGUAGAAACAUCCAGACUGGAACGGCUGGCGUGCACCCUGUAGCCACAGUGCAGCCCAGGACCCAACACAGCAUCACGGAGGUCAGUGGAACGCCGGAGGAGGAGGAGGGUCCAGAGGUGCUGCGUAUGAAGGAGGAGGGGUGUGAGGAGGGUCUGUGGAACCCUGAGGGGAACAUGGUCAUGGGGGACAACCAAACUACACCUCCUCCUGACCCCACAGAGGAACUAGCUGAGCAGCACAGGGCCACAUACCGUCUCACUGAGUCAGUAAACAUGGAGGAUGGGAUGCCUGAUCUUCUGCUAGUCAAAGAGGAGACAAUAGAAGACGGACCAGAGAGCAUUGAUCUGCUGAGUGGACUAAAGAUGGGGGAGCAAGAUGGUUGGCUGGAAGCGAACAGAGGAGACUGGGAGGCCAUCUUGGAUUCCCAGACAGGUGCAGCCAAUGGCCCAGGGGACAACAUAACCGAGCAGGCCAGGACCAGAGGCGACAUAGUGGAGGUCAGUGGAUGGGACAGUGUAAUCAACUCUGGGCCGGGGAACAACACUGUUUACCACAACCAGAAACAGACAAUCGAACAGAAAUCAACAUCCGAACUUACUCUCCAUGAUAACAGACUGGCUGAGACCAGGGCGAGGCGUAGACAAGGAAGGAAGUGUCCGUAUGCAGCGGGUGAGAACAGACACAGACUCGGCUAGCGAUGCUCCAUCCUGCUCCUAUAAUUGUGUUUCAGACAGAGUGAUGGCGCAUGAGGUUGACCCCCUAACAGGUGCUGCCUUCAGCCUGCCUUCUGUAGGAUCUAUCAACUGGAACAUGGACCCUGUGACAACACAGACACUCCCUGGCCUUCGACCUCCUCACACUCUCCUAAUGUUUAACCAGACCUCAGAAAAUGCCAGUGCAUCAACACUAAAUGGUUAGACAAGCCCAUUGACAAAUGACAGUAAUACAGAUGGAAUAAGUAAAGGUGGUGGCGCUUACCGUUUUCAUUCUGUGGGAAAGCCUUCAGUUUCCCCAAACAGGUAGAGAUCCACCAGAGGAUGCACAAAGGGGAGAAAUCGUUCAGCUGCCACCUGUGCCAGGCUAGUUUCUCAGACUCAACCAACCUGAAGAGGGUCCACCCAGGGGAGAAAUCCUACACCUUCCCCAGAUUCCCCACCUGAAGAUCUACACAGGAGAGGGGCCAUUUGCCUGUGUUCUCAGAGAGGAGCUACCUCAGGAUACACUAGCAGAAAAUGCACACGGCCCAUGUAUAGUGAAAUGUAAUGUAGUGCUAGUUAUACUGAACAAAAAUAUAAAUGCAUCAUGCAACAAUUGGGUGAGUUAAAGUUUAUAUAAGGAAAUCAGUCAAUUGAAAUGAAUUCAUCAGGCCCUAAUCUAUGGAUUUCACAUGACUGGGCAGGGGUGCAGCCAUGGGUGGGCCUGGGAGGGCAUAGGCCUCCCCACCUGGGAGCCAAUGCUAAUCCUCUGGGGUGCCAGGCCCAGCCAAUCAGAAGGAGUUUAUCCUCACAAAAGGGCUUUAUUACAGACAGUAAUACUCCGUUUCAUCAGCUGUCCGGGUGGCUCGUCUCAGACGAUCCCGCAGGUGGAGAAGCUGGAUGUGGAGGGCUGGCGUGGUUACACGUGGUCUGGUUGAGGCCAGUUGGAUACAGCCAAAUUCUCUAAAACGACAUUGGAAGCAGCUUAUGGUAGAGAAAUUAACAUUAAGUUCUCUGGCAACAUCUCUGGUGGACAUUCCUGCAGUCAGCAUGCCAAUUGUAUCUUCCCUCAAAACGUGAGAUAUCUGUGGCUUUGUGUUGUGAGACAAAACUGCACAUUUUAGAGUGGCCUUUUAUUGUCCCCAGCAAAAGGUGUACCUGUGUAAUGAUCAUGCUGUUUAAUCAGCUUCUUGAAAUGCCACACCUGUCAGAUGGAUGGAUUAUGUUGGCAAAGCAGGAAUGCUCACUAACAGGGAUGUAAACAAAUUUGUGCACAACAUUUGAGAGAAAUAAGCUUUUUGUGCAUAUGGAACAUUUCUGGGAUCUUUUAUUUCAGCUCAUGAAACAUGGGACCAACACUUUACAUGUGUGUUUAUAUUUUUGUUCAGUAUAGUUUGUUGGUAGUUAAUUAUUUUGGUUUUUGAUAUCGUAGGGAACUUGUUGAGGUAACAUGAGGAAAGAAUUAGUGUGAUAAGGUGAUGGUUGUUGUGAUGGUGUCUGUAAAAAUGCUUCACUGAUGAAGUGACAACUAAUUCUCUUUAGGUUGAUGGUGUUUCAUAGUGAGAUAAAGAUAGUGCCUUAUUUCAUGUUUACUUGACAUGAAGUAGUGAAGAUGUGUGUAGUGUUGAACCUUUUCCAAAGUAUUCUAAUAAAUUAUUUAUGUAGUAGUGAAGAUGUGUCAAAGUCCCGUGUGAGAGUGCAUGACAGUUUUGCUCAAAUUAAAGACUAAAUUGAC